Messenger RNA from Bufo bufo (common toad), 1063 nucleotides. It is a transcript of the gene DNAJB13, whose product is annotated as DnaJ heat shock protein family (Hsp40) member B13. The coding region runs from base 38 to 988 and encodes 316 amino acids. Gene Ontology annotation, cellular component: cytosol. The record is from RefSeq and is a predicted model, not a curated record. The transcript has 8 exons. Gene Ontology annotation, molecular function: protein-folding chaperone binding. Lineage: Eukaryota; Metazoa; Chordata; Amphibia; Anura; Bufonidae.
GGCGUCCUUAGUUACAAGCUGCCGGGGCUCGGUCAUCAUGGGGCAGGAUUAUUACUCGGUGCUGGAGAUAACCCGCAGCGCCGGGGAUGCGGAGAUUAAAAAAGCGUACCGGAGGUUGGCGUUGAAGUACCAUCCGCUGAAAAACAAGGAGCCCUCCGCCCCGCACCGAUUCCGGCAGAUCGCCGAGGCCUACGAUGUCCUCAGUGACCUUCGAAAGAAGGCGACGUAUGAUAAGUUCGGAGAGGAGGGUCUGAAAGGUGGGAUCCCGGCUGAGUUUGGGGGUCCGGACGCCUGGACCUCAGGUUACGUGUAUCAUGGGAACCCCUACAAGACCUUCAAGGAGUUUUUCGGGGGCGAUAAUCCAUUCGCAGAUUUCUUCACCCCAGACGGUUCUGAAGUGAACACGGGAUUUGGGGGUCUGCGAGGAAGAGGAGUCAGGAAGCAGGACCCCCCGAUCGAGCGCGAUCUCUUCCUGUCUCUGGAGGACUUGUAUUUUGGGUGCACAAAGAAGAUCAGAAUUUCCCGCAGGGUGAUGAAUGAAGACGGCCACACGUCCAGUAUACGGGAUAAGAUCCUCUCUAUAGACGCCCACCCCGGCUGGAAAGCGGGCACCAGGAUCACGUUUCCCACUGAGGGCGACCAGGGGCCCAACAUCAUCCCGGCAGACGUAGUCUUCAUCUUGAAGGAGAAGCCCCACCCCCGCUUUGUAAGACAAGGGGACGACCUGAUCUACACCGCGAACAUCGAACUUGGCAAGGCUCUGAUCGGCUGCACUGUGGAAGUGGAAACACUGGAUGAAAGGAUCUUGAAUAUUCCCAUCAAUGACAUUGUACACCCCAAAUACAGUAAAGUUGUCCCCGGGGAGGGGAUGCGGACGGCCGGAGACAUCACAGUGAGGGGCGACCUCAUCGUCCAGUUUGAUAUCCAGUUCCCAGAACAUCUGACUCCACAGAAGAAGCAGCUGCUCCGGAAAGCCCUCCUGUCCUGACCCGCGUGAUACAUGUAUCCCAGCCACGUAUCCGAUCUUCACCAGUGUAUUGUGUGGACUCUGAUAAUAAAGAGA